This is a messenger RNA of Histoplasma mississippiense, 459 nucleotides long. RefSeq lists its product with no specific name. The record is from RefSeq and is a predicted model, not a curated record. The transcript is spliced from 2 exons. The coding region runs from base 1 to 459 and encodes 152 amino acids. NCBI's taxonomy places the organism in Eukaryota, Fungi, Ascomycota, Eurotiomycetes, Onygenales, Ajellomycetaceae.
AUGCCUAAAGCAAUGAAGCUCAAUGGAAAGUCCCCUGUCACUCCCCCACUGGCCCAAACGCCUCCAUGUACCCCUAUCGAUGAAAGUCCCCAGCAGAGCGUGACAACAGGAGAUGGGUAUCAGCAUUCCGAUGCGAAAGAACUCGUAGAAGCUCUUCGCGAAGCCAGGGCGGAUUCCACCACCUCCAAAUCCAAUCCCUCGGAAGACACUGCAGGUGGGUGUGCCAGCCCUGAGCAAGAUGGAGAGCAGUCAGGCACGCCGGUUGUUGAUGCAGCACAGUAUGCCUGGGGUGAACGCAAGCCUUCACCUACCGACGCAUUGGCUGAUGCGGACAGCUGGGUUGCUAAAGCCCGCAAAGAAAGGGGAAAACCGGAGAAUUAUGUCAGGGCACGCGCAAUUGCCAACCCCACUGACUCUUUCGAGGGUCUUGCGGAGAGUUCCCAGGCUCAGAACGCUUGA